Molecule: messenger RNA, 1696 nt
Organism: Sorex fumeus (smoky shrew)
Lineage: Eukaryota; Metazoa; Chordata; Mammalia; Eulipotyphla; Soricidae
Gene: SOHLH2
Product: spermatogenesis and oogenesis specific basic helix-loop-helix 2
Exons: 11
Coding region: 36-1316 (426 amino acids)
Biological process (GO): regulation of DNA-templated transcription; spermatogenesis
Cellular component (GO): nucleus
Molecular function (GO): RNA polymerase II cis-regulatory region sequence-specific DNA binding; DNA-binding transcription factor activity, RNA polymerase II-specific; protein dimerization activity
Source: RefSeq, a predicted model, not a curated record
GGCGGCCCCGAGCCGCACGUGGGCAGCAGCGGGCCAUGGCGGCGCCGACUCCCGCGCCCGAGCGCGGCCAGGCCUGCGGGCAGGUACAGAUUGACCUCUUACUAGCUGGCGAUGUCACCAUGCAGUACCUUGCUGAUGUUGUCCAGGAAGCGUUCUUGGGUAUAGCCAAAGUCUCCAUCACCAUCAGUGAGGUGAAAAAGGUAGCAGCACUCUGGGAUAACAGGACUUUCAAUGUUGUUUUCCUGAAGAUGACAUCUUUACCAAUGGCCGAGGAACUGGAAGCUGUUGACUUAAUUCGGUUUGGCAAGAUGAAAAAUUCACAAUUGCUGUUUGUUUCUAUAAUCCCUGAAAAUUUUAAAGGUUGUGUUUCAGGUUAUGGAGCUGAUAUUACUUUAACUGAACCAAUGACCAUGGAAAAAAUAAAUAUUGUGGUGAAAUACUGGAUAGCAUAUUUCUCAAAUACUGUUAAGAAUGAAAAUUCUCUAAACCUUGAAGAACUUGGUUUGCCCUUGCAGAAGUCGUGCAGUGACCACCUGGGACAUUUUUCUACUGAUCUAUUUACUUGUUCUGAAUCUCCAAAAACUGGCACUGGUUUGGAAUUACAGGCUCCACUAUCAGAUUUUGAGAAAAGCAAAAAGAUUUCUCUUCUUCAUUCAAGCAAGGAAAAGCAAAGGAGAGAACGUAUCAAGUAUUGCUAUGAACAGCUGCGCAAUCUGUUGCCAUAUGUAAAAGGGAGAAAAAAUGACAUGGCGUCCAUCCUGGAGGCAACAGUUGAGUAUGUAAAGUACGUCCGGGACAAAACCCCUCCAGCCCUCAUGGAGCAGAUUACAGAAGCGCUUCAGAGCAGUCUAAGGUUCUGUAAGAAACAGCAGGCUCCCGGGCAGCGCUCUCUGGCCAGCAGGAUUGUGGCACGAAGAGAGGACAGUGUGUUGACAAGCUCUCCGUCGCCUGCGAGAGGGGUCAGAUUCCUGGCUGAGAAUUGCUUGAACAAAUUCUCUGCUCCUGCCUCAGGGGACCCCUUGGAGGAAGAUGUGAGAGCUCAGUCCAGCUCCACUGCAGAGACUUCUGUUGGAGAUAUGUCUAAAACACUCAUCCCCAGCCCAGCUCUGUCUCUCAGUUCCUUCCAUUCUGUCAGUUCCUAUUCUAAAGGCAUCCCUUCUUACGAUGCAGCUGCAGUAACAAAUCAGAACAUGUCUAUUCAUUUUCCAUCAGCCAUGCCCAGAACCUCAAAGUUUCUUCCUCAGCACUGCAAUUCUGUGUUGGGCCAGACAUGCACAGCACAUCCCAAUUGUCUGCCACAGUUUUGGGCAUAUUAAUAGCACAUGUUUGAAACUCACACUCUAGACCACCUAUAGGGAACAGUUUGAAAUUACAGGAAGAAUGGAAUAAAGAAUGAUUCUGAAAACUACAUCCAGAGAUUCAGUAUUGUAAGAGUCUGCAAUAUAUGGUUUCUGUAAACGGGUUGAAAGUUUCUGCAGGUAGAAAGAUAAAGAUUGGGAACAUUAGCCACACAGCUUUCGCUUGUUUUCAUACAUCCAAUGGUCUGCCCCCGCCACAAAGAAAUAAGAACUAAUGGCUAGAUACAGACUCUGCUCAAAAGUUAUUCCAGCUUAUGAAACUGUUUGCUAUAAGGAAUAUCACUAUAAAAAUAUACUAUACUUGACAAAGUGAUGAGAUUGGGGAGGAACAUUGAUAA